CGCGCAUGUGCGCUGCAGCUCACCAACACGUGGGGUUUGUGUAAACCAGCUACGCGGACGCAAUCAGCGCUGCAGAAAUGGCGGCCGACGCUGGCAGUACUCCGCUGCUACCCUGCGUUUUUUCACCUAAAUCACAACAAUACUUAGCGGUGUGCGCACAGGAUGGCAGACUUCGUAUAUGGAACACAGAUAGUAAAACACUUUAUCAAGAAUACGUGCCUUCAGCCCACCUGAGUGCCACUUGUACCUGCAUAUCAUGGGGACCAUGCCGAACAGUGAAGGAAGGGCCAACGAGGAAGAAGAGAAAAUCAGAGGCAGGACAUGUGGAGGAAAAAUCCGAUCUGUUGGCAAUGGGCACAGCAGCAGGCACUGUGCUUAUAUACAGUGCAGCUAAGGGAGCACUGCACUGUACUUUGGAUGAAGGACACACCGGAGCGGUCAAUUGUGUCCAGUGGCACCCAACAGAAAGUUUAUUAUACAGCGGCUCACAUGAUACAAACAUCAUUGAAUGGGACUUGCAGACUGGCAAGGCAAGAAGUAAAUGGAAGGCUGACCGUGGGGCUGUGACCAGUUUGUGUGUGAGCCAUGAUGGGAAACUGCUUCUCUCAGCUGCACACGUGAUCAAGAUGUGGGACUUGGAAACCAAGGAGGUUUACAGAACAUUCACAGGCCACUCCUCUGCUGUGACGACACUGUGCUUUGCCACCACACGACCUCCCGACAGCAACAGCCUUUAUUUCCUGUCUGGGGCAGCUCACGAUCGACUCCUCAGCGUAUGGCAAGUUCGGCAAGACGGAAAGGACAAGAACUCAGUGGUGUCUUUUACAUUGACUGAUGAACCCAGGCACGUUGAUCUGGUCCCAUCCAACAGCAAGGAAGAGGCAGUGAGGCUGGCAGUUGUGUGUAAAGAUGGACAGUUGCAUCUUUUUGAGCACUUUCUAAAUGGACCCUGUAAGAAGCCCUUGUCUCCAUCGUGUACAGUACAGAUGUCAGACACAAAAGACUCUCCGGCGCCCAUCCCUCUGCUAACUGCAGCCCUCGCAGCUAAUAUCCAAACUGUGCUUCUGGCAUACGGCAACCACCUACAACCUGUAAUGGAGAGAGUUGAGAUCAACACAUCAGAGAGACAUGUGUGUCUGAGCCGAGACGUUCAGACCAGCCUGUCACUGUCCAUAGAAUCCACAGUUUCCAAGGUGAAAACACCAGUCACAAGUCGCAGCAGUGUCCUGGCUCCAGGGCUUCCUGGUCACCAAGCCCCAGUUAGAGGAGCCUCCCAGGGGUCGGAGAAGAGAAAAAAAGACAGCAAAGAGAUAUCCAUUGCUGAGCGGCUGGGUGAAAUGGAUCUGUCUGUAGUCUCCACAGAGAAGGGAGCUCCAAAAGGGAAAGCCUCUUUGCAGACUGACAACUUUGCAGUGCUCUUGGUGCAGGGUCUAGAGAGCAAGGAUGCCAGUUUACUAAACAAAGUAUUUCAGACCCGUAAAGAGAAUGUGAUAAAGAAGACUGUUGCCCAGUUACCCCUGGCUGCUGUUUUACCACUGCUGGAAGAGAUCACAAAUAGACUUCAAGGACACCCUUUUGCGGCUAUCCUGAUGGUACGAUGGCUCAAGGCUGUCAUCAUGCAACACUCUUCAUACCUGGCAUCACUGCCAGACCUGGUGACCCAGUUGGGAGUGCUUUAUCACAUGAUAGAGAGCAGAGUGAAGAUGUUCCACAAGCUCACGAAACUGCAUGGAAAACUCUAUCUCCUGUCAACACAGGUGGCGACGUGUGGCAGCAGUAAAGCAGUGACUGAGGUUGACCAAACUGCCAAACUGGUGUAUGAGGAAGAAUCAUCUGACGAGGACGACGCCUCUGGUGAUGAAGGUCUUCUUGACGAUGACUCGAACUGGGAAGAAGAUGAGGUCGUGGAUGAGGCGAUGGAGGAGAACGAGGAACAAGACGACGAGGACGACAGGAAUCCGGAGAGAACAGAAUCCAAAGCAAAUGGAGAGGAAGACAUGGAGCACGAGAACGAGAGCGAAGAAGAGUGAACGAGGAGAAACUUCCCACACAAAAAAUAUGGACCUGAGAGAGUUAUAUAAACUUUCAUUUUAUUUUCACCCUUAUGAUUUUAUUAUCAGAACAAAAAGUUGGUUUUUACGCAAUCAAGGGUUAAAUGUUAAAUGCAGGCAGUUGCGGCUGCCCUGACUCCGUUUCUCCCCACUCCCUACAAUCCGAGGAUCAGAGACAUCACUUCGGGCCGAGAAGCAGAUUCUUCAGAAUGAUACAGAUGUCAGCUCUCCUGCCUCUCCUCUCUUUGUGUCAGUCUGUGUACAACCACUGUAGCCCAAGGUUGCUUUGAAAAAAAGACUGAAAAGAUCCGGUUUGCCAACACCGCUGUCUGCAUUCCAAAUUUACUCCCCAUAUACAACGAAAACGUUUAGAGCACAUUGUACAUGCAGCUUACCAGUAGGUGACAUGGCAGUCGCUCUGCCAUUGGUCUAUUCUAAACUCAACACAGACCGUGACGUGAACCUGUUGUCGGGCAGACACCCGUACGACGAGGAGUUGAGAUGCAGAACUUUGGCUUUUUGUUGUACAGACAACUGCUUGAUUUGAAGGUGUGUUUGUCAGACAAGUAUAUAUAUUAUGUCUCACACAAUGUAAAUCUUUAUGUACAGUGAAGUGUUUGUAUGAGCUCUAACCUCUACUGCCUCCUGUCGCCCAGAGUUCCUUGCAAUAAAAUAAAAAACCACAUCGUCUCCUGAUCUGAAA
Cynoglossus semilaevis (tongue sole) is the source of this 2754-nucleotide messenger RNA. It is a transcript of the gene wdr43, whose product is annotated as WD repeat domain 43. The transcript is spliced from 18 exons. Gene Ontology annotation, molecular function: protein binding. Bases 78 to 2030 code for a protein of 650 amino acids. Gene Ontology annotation, cellular component: nucleolus. Lineage: Eukaryota; Metazoa; Chordata; Actinopteri; Pleuronectiformes; Cynoglossidae. Gene Ontology annotation, biological process: maturation of SSU-rRNA from tricistronic rRNA transcript (SSU-rRNA, 5.8S rRNA, LSU-rRNA). The record is from RefSeq and is a predicted model, not a curated record.